This is a messenger RNA of Sphaeroforma arctica JP610, 1803 nucleotides long. RefSeq lists its product as hypothetical. Bases 121 to 1542 code for a protein of 473 amino acids. The transcript is spliced from 11 exons. The record is from RefSeq and is a predicted model, not a curated record. Gene Ontology annotation, molecular function: protein binding. NCBI's taxonomy places the organism in Eukaryota, Ichthyosporea, Ichthyophonida.
UAACAAUACACUUUUUCAUGUACUGUAUCCGAAAAUAGCAUUUACAUCUGUGGCUGUAUACAAAAGGUACAUAAAUACCACUUUACAAGUUUCUCAUCUCUAUAUUUUCAAACGCCCAUUAUGUCGCGUAGAGGCGGCAGAGGUGGUGGUGGUGGUGGUGGUGGUGGCCGAGGUGGACACGGUGGCGGCGGAGGGGGUGAUAAAAAAUCCGCGUUCUUCGAUUCGAUCCGAACGGAAAAUGUGAAGACCCUUUCCUGGUCGUUAAGAUAUGGAGGAUUUGAGCCCACACGACCGUACAAUGAUGACGACAUCCCACCGAUUCAUUUGGCGGUCCAUUACAGGAAGCUUCGGAGUUUGCGAACAAUCCUCGAAAGCAUAGAUCGCAUGCGUGAUAACAAAACGAUUGAGUACCGGGAUAUCAAUGAAAACCUUACGCCUCUACAGCUUGCUUGUAGACUAGGUUGGGCCGAUGGUGUCACACUGUUGCUGAACAAUGGUGCCGAUACCAAAGCUACCGACAAACGCGGACUGACUCCACGUCAAAUUGCUGAAAAGGCCGAAGGGGGCGCUAAGUGCGUGUCGCUCAUCGAUGAAUGGGAGAAAGACAGUGACGACGAGGGUCCCAAAAAGGAGACGGAAGCCGAGAAACGCAAGAAGGAGGUUCUCGCGGCUCAGCAGCAGCAGCGUGCGGAAGACUCAAAAGCAAAGGAGAACGCAGAUCUCGCUGCUAAAGACGCCUUCUACGAUGAUCUAGAGAAAACGAAGGAAGUCCAAGAAAGUGCUAGCGCGCUUGCAAAAUGGGAGGAGCUCAAGGUGGCACUUGCAGACUUGAAGAAAGAAGUUCACAUCGAUAAGUCAAAGGACGAGGAGAAUGGGAAAGCUAUCGACCCCACACUGUGGACUUGUGGAACUCUGACGCGUCUGAGUAUGACACUGAGCCCUGGAGCACUGACAUCCCUGCCUUCGGAUAUCAGCAAAUUGUCCAACCUUAAGGAACUGAUCUUGACGCAUAACGCUCUGGCUGCACUUCCCGAUGAAAUUGGCACUCUUGUACACCUGCGUGUAUUGGAAGUCGAGCAUAACGAGCUCACGAGCCUACCCGACAGUUUGAAGAACUGUACCAAAUUAGAGGUUGUGAUGCUGUCAAACAACAUGUUAGAAUCGCUGGCUCCUCUGUGCGGUGCCCCUGAUCUUCUCACGCUACAGGCCAACAACAACAACUUGACUCUGCUCGAUUUCCCUCUAGACGGUUGCCCUCGGUUAACUACUUUGCUGGUGGCCCAUAAUCAGCUGGAGUCCUUGCCCGCUGAGAUAGGCACAUUAUCGUUGUUAAAGAGCUUCGACGCAUCCCACAAUCAGCUUAAAGAACUCCCCAUCGAGAUGGGAGGAUUGAGCGAGAAGAAGAUGACUACAUUGCAACUAGAGGGUAACGCAUUCACCGAUCGCAACGUCAAGAAAAUCCUGGAGAAGAGCAGACAGCCCGCGAAAGAGCUUUUCAUGCACUUGCGAAAGCAGAAAGGGGGAGGCAAAAAGAAGAAAUAGUGUGUGCAAUCGGUUUGAGCAUAACCCCCGCUUGCAACGUAACGAGACGUUGCAGGUUAUAUUAGUGAUUUUCGGCUACUCACAGCAGUGUAGAACGAUGGAACAACGCUAGUGCUAUAAAAAUUGCAUACUAAAGUCUGAGGGUACUAAACUGGAGUGCGACACAACUGGAGGCCCACUUAACUUGACACUUCUGUACUGAUCUCGGGAUACUCAUACUUAAAUUAUUCCCAUAUUUGCGCGACCAAAUUUUGAAGUGCA